This is a messenger RNA of Lachnellula hyalina, 2049 nucleotides long. RefSeq names its product putative urea active transporter. NCBI's taxonomy places the organism in Eukaryota, Fungi, Ascomycota, Leotiomycetes, Helotiales, Lachnaceae. Gene Ontology annotation, biological process: urea transmembrane transport. The coding region runs from base 1 to 2049 and encodes 682 amino acids. The transcript is spliced from 12 exons. The record is from RefSeq and is a predicted model, not a curated record. Gene Ontology annotation, molecular function: urea transmembrane transporter activity. Gene Ontology annotation, cellular component: plasma membrane.
AUGUCGAACCAAGCGAUAGUUUUGCUUCCACAAGGUGCUGGCUAUGGGGUGACAAUUGGCCUCGGUUUGGUAUUUGGUAUUGGAAUGAUACUUGUAUCUCGAUUUCUGUCGAAAUAUAUGAAUGAGCGAUCAGACCAUUCGGAGAUGUUCAUGGUUGCCAAUCGGUCGGUCAGGACGGGAUUAACAGCGUCAGCUGUCAUUUCAUCUUGGAUGUGGGCACAACUGACUUGGCUUUUCAUUCUAGCCCCUUUCUGGUAUGCAGCUGGUUGCACAAUUCAAAUCGCGCUCAUGACAGUUCUGGCAAUACAUGCCAAAGCCAAGAUCCCCAAUGGACACACCGUUUUGGAGAUCAUCAAACUUCGGUACGGCACCGCGGCGCAUGGUGUUUUCAUUUUCUUAUGCCUAGUUACCAAUAUCCUCGCUGUCACAUCCAUGAUACUAGGAGCAUCUGGCGUGAUCACCGCGCUCACCAGUAUGCAUGUUGUUGCCUCGACCUUCCUUCUCCCCUUAGGAGUUGUCAUAUAUACGGUUGCGGGAGGUCUCAAAGCAACAUUUCUGACUGACUAUAUACACACGGCUGUUGUUAUGGUUCUCUUGUGCUUCCUAACGAUUCGAACUUUCAACAACCCCGCUAUCACAGGCCUGGGAUCCUUCUAUGAUGUACUGGUCAAACGCGACGAGACAAGAUCGAUUAGCGGGAACUAUCGUGGCUCUGCUCUGACCUUCAAGUCGAAGGGCGCAGUCAUCUUUGGGCUCGUACACUCACUUGGUGAUUUUGCGCUGGUGAUCAUGGAUACAAGCUUCUGGCAAAAGGGAUUUGCUGCAGAUACAGGGGCUGCUAUGCCAGGCUACAUGCUUGGUGGUAUAGCUUAUUUCGCAGUUCCUUGGGCUGUCGGCACGACGGCAGGAUUAGCAGCGAUUGGAUUGGAAAGUAGCUCGAUAUUCCCAACAUAUCCAAGGUUAAUGACAACAGCUGAGAUAAACGCUGGCUAUGUCCUCCCAUAUACUUGCAUGGCUGUUGCUGGCAAAGGAGGGGCUUUUGCUCUUCUUCUCGUUGUAUUCAUGUGUGUCACCAGCACCGUGUCCGCACAAUUAAUCGCAGUUUCGAGUAUCUCUUCCUUCGACAUCUACAGAACCUAUAUCAACCCACAUGCCUCGGACAAACAGAUUAUCAGGGUUUCUCACUGGUCGGUGCUUGGUUUUGGCAUCUUCGCUCCUGCGUUUGCUACGGCUUUGCAUUAUGGAGGGAUCGAUUUGAACUGGAUGGGUUACUUCUUAGCAACUAUCAUCUGCCCCGGCAUGUUCCCGAUGGCGUUCACUAUUUUGUGGAAAAAGCAAUCAAAAGCUGCUGUCAUAAUAGCUCCUCUUGCAGGACUGGCAAGUGGGAUUGCGGUUUGGAUUGGCACCGCUUAUGUCUACUCCGGCGGCAUCACAGUCCUAUCCCUUGAAGGCCAACUGCCUUGUCUAUGGGGCGCCUUAACAUCCACGUUUUCCUCGGCAAUCUACUCCAUCGUAAUCACAUACAUCAAGCCCCAAGACUUUGACUGGCGCGUCUUUCUCCUUCUCAACGAGGUGCACGAAGACAAAAUAUCAACAGCAUCAAACUCAACACCAAGCAAAGAGGGAGGCACAGAUGCCGUGAGAAACAUCCGCGACCUUGACAGUGUAGUUCACCCUUUCCCACAAGCUGAGAUCAGCCGCUUGAAACGGGCCGGUGGAAUUGCCAGCAUUUUCAGCGUGGUGAUUGGGCUCUUAACGUGGGUUGUGUGGCCUUUACCCCUAUACCGGAAUUACAUAUUUACCAAACCUUUCUUUAUGGGAUGGACUGUAGUCUCAGAAAUAUGGCUCUUUUUUUGCCUUGUUGUUGCUGUCGUGUAUCCGCUUGUCGAUGGCCGUGAUGUUCUUGCGAAGGCUGGUCGGUUGGCUUGGGGCGCUAUCACGGGCACAGGGAAAGAGGGAAAGGAACAAAAACCUAGUUCCUCGACUAGUACCCCGGAGUCGCUCAUGUCAGAUCUCGCCAAUGAGGGCAGUGUUAGCCAUGAGAAAUAG